Messenger RNA from Ostrinia furnacalis (Asian corn borer), 1036 nucleotides. Its product is annotated as very-long-chain (3R)-3-hydroxyacyl-CoA dehydratase-like. Gene Ontology annotation, biological process: fatty acid elongation; very long-chain fatty acid biosynthetic process; sphingolipid biosynthetic process. The record is from RefSeq and is a predicted model, not a curated record. Bases 45 to 800 code for a protein of 251 amino acids. NCBI's taxonomy places the organism in Eukaryota, Metazoa, Arthropoda, Insecta, Lepidoptera, Crambidae. The transcript is spliced from 5 exons. Gene Ontology annotation, cellular component: endoplasmic reticulum membrane. Gene Ontology annotation, molecular function: 3-hydroxyacyl-CoA dehydratase activity.
UCUUAACGCGACGUUUAUUAAGCCGAGGGAUACAGACUAUAAAAAUGGAGACUGAGAAGCAGACUGAACAGCCGACUGUGCAGCCGACUGUACAGCAGAGCGAAAAGAAGACUGUAAAAAAGAAAAAAACGAAAAUCUCCAAAUGGUUUAUAUUCAUCAAGCUCUACCUGACGCUCUACAACUUCUUCCAAUUCCUUGGCUACUCCUACGUCAUCCUCGUCAUUCUGUUCAAAUUCGUGACGCAAGGUCACGUGUUGUAUGAAAAUGUUGGACCGAUCAUAAAAGUGUUGCAGCUCCUACAGUUUUUGGAAGUACUUAACCCUUUGAUUGGACUUACACGGGGAAUUCCUUUCGUACCUUUCCUUCAAAUCUUUGGACGUGCUGUUGUACUAUUCUGGAACGUAGACAUUGAACCCCGAAUCCAAGCCAAACCAGUGGUGAUUUACCUGAUUAUAAUAUGGAGCUUGGUAGAAACUGUCCGAUACCCUUUCUACCUAACGCAAAUAUACGGGAAGGACGUCAACAUGAUCACGUGGCUGCGUUAUACCUUAUGGAUUCCUCUGUACCCCGCUGGUUUCCUCUGCGAAUACCUCAUCAUAUACAGCAAUAUUCCCUACUUUGAAGAGACUAACAAGCUGUCGGUGACUAUGCCCAACGAAUGGAACUUCGCCUUCCAUAUGCCUACGUUCUCCCGGAUCCAUAUUUGCCUGCUGAUGGCUGCCGGCAUGUAUUUGAUGAAGCAUAUGCAUAGGGUGCGAAUGGCAAGGCUCCAGGUCUUGGAAGAGUUAAAGGUGAAAUAGAAAAACCUUCCAAAAAUUCCUGGUGCCGUAGUACCUUGAUCAUCAUCAUUUUGACCGUAGGAUGUCUACUAAACAUAGGCCUCCCCCAAUGGCUUUCUAGUGUCCUGAUAAACAUACUUGAAUAUUUGUUUAUUUAUGAAUGUUGUAGAAUACAUAGAAAUAAGUUACGAUACCAGCUCCUAAUGGGAUUAAAAUCUGUAUCCUCAAUUGGUGUUAUUUCCGGUGCUUGAACCACC